Molecule: messenger RNA, 1495 nt
Organism: Dothidotthia symphoricarpi CBS 119687
Lineage: Eukaryota; Fungi; Ascomycota; Dothideomycetes; Pleosporales; Dothidotthiaceae
Exons: 3
Coding region: 92-1213 (373 amino acids)
Biological process (GO): regulation of transcription by RNA polymerase II
Molecular function (GO): DNA-binding transcription activator activity, RNA polymerase II-specific; zinc ion binding
Source: RefSeq, a predicted model, not a curated record
CGUCGCCGUAUUCGCACUCGCACUCGAGACGCAUCUCCAAUCCAGGACUGCAGCAACGGCCCACUGUCCGAAGCACGUCAGAGGUGGCAACAUGCCUCGCCUUGGCUCUAGAAAGAGCCGCAAUGGUUGUGUGCAGUGCAAAGCGAGACGGGUGAAGUGUGACGAAUCUCGACCAUGUGGAGCAUGCACAAAAUAUCGCGUCGAAUGUAGUCUCUUGAGUGGUACAACAUCUGGUCGCCGUUCGAACGUUCUGCCGUCCCAGGCGAGAUCGACGAGCAGAGAAGUUUCCUCGAGCACCCCAGAACCCACGAAUUGGGCAUAUACAUCAUCGCCAAAUCCAUCAGUCACGGGAUUGGUCUUUCGGCCUGAAGCUGCUCCCGUGACUCCAGAAAUAACACACGAACAAUGGAUGCAGGAUCUAGAAUUGAUGCAUCAUUUCACCGCGCAUGCAUAUCUGACAAUGCCUGGCGCAGAACAUACCAGACAGAUCUGGGGUUACGCUGUGCCGCAGGAAGCAUUUAAAUACCCGUUCCUCAUGCACAGUGUUCUCGCGUUCUCUGCAAAUCAUCUUGCCCAUAUCAACCCUCCCAGAGCAUCUCACUUCCGACUGCUCUCUUCUACUCACCAAACGGCCGCCCUCACCUUCUUGAACACAGCUCUCACUGAUCUCGGACCGACAAACUGCCAUGCACUCUUUGCAGGAGCCUCCUUAGUAGUCAUGAAUGCAUUUGUAGAUGCAAGCACACAUGACCUAGACGCUCUCAUCGAAAUUUUCCAGCUCCUUCGCGGCAUGGUGUUUGUGCUGCACAACGCCGAGUCCUGGAUUGAAAGCGGUCCAUUUGCAAUGAUAAUACGACCGUGCAGCGAUCAAUCCAAGUCACCGCCACCUCUAUUAUCCGCUUUUCUCAUAAACAUUCAGGCAUUGGCUUGUUCACCGCCCCAAGGGUCAACGCCAAAUCAGAUUGCCUGUAUCAAAGCGGCCGAGGGACUUCGUCAGAGUGUGCAGUACAGCAUCGAAUCAUCUCCUCACCCUGCGUUCCGAGCAGCAACGACAUGGCCCACGACGAUUGAUGCAGAAUUCUUGGAAAUGUUGAGAGUAAGGACAGACCCUGACGUGCAACAGUUGUUCAAGCAGUAUUGCAAGAUACUGGAGUUUGCCAGCUCCGAUUUUUGGUUUCUUUCCGGGUGGAGAGGCAUCUCGCAGCUUCUGUAGAACCAAGUCGUGCCGUGUUACAUUGGAGAAACUUCGGAUGCGUCCUGGAGGAAUACAUAGGUAUCUAAUUUGUAUAGACGACUUGUUUUGGACUAGAACCACGUCGUAUAGCAUUGCAAACGUUCCCUUUGAAACAGUUUGCGGCUUUCGUUCGCAAGAAGAUGUGUCUCAGUUAAUGUCUUGUCGCGGUAUUUCCUUUCGGUGAUUGUUGGUUUGCAAACCCGUACUCAGCGCUCUUGAUAAAUAUGUGAUCUGGCGCCGGAAUCGCAGAACGAUGUCUCC